AACAGGAAGAACGCGUUUACAAGGAAAUAACAGUCAAAUGAAUCAGAGAGGAGCGACAUGUCUAGGUUGAACGGUCCGAUAACGAACCGCUUGGCCAAAUGGAUAACAUAACGGGCUCCGUUAAUCAAAUGUAGGCAACGUACGCGUCCCAGCAGCUCAAUUACUCCCGUUUCAGCAAGGAAUUUCCUUGUCGUAUGAUGGAAAGGGCGAUGGAGCAGCUAAACGUGCAGCUGAACCGGCUGACGCGCUCUCUGCGCCGCGCCCGGACAGUGGAGCUCCCCGACGACAAUGAGACAGCUGUCUACACACUCAUGCCUAUGGUGAUGGCUGACCAACACAGAUCAGUCUCAGAAUUGCUCUUGAACUCCAAGUUUGAUGUCAACUAUGCAUUUGGACGUGUAAAAAGAAGCCUUCUUCAUAUUGCUGCCAACUGUGGGUCAGUGGAGUGUUUGGUCCUGCUGCUGAAGCGAGGAGCAAACCCCAACUACCAAGACAUUUCUGGAUGUACUCCACUCCAUCUGGCAGCAAGAAAUGGACAGAAGAAGUGUAUGGGUAGACUAUUGGAAUACAAUGCGGAUGUCAAUAUCUGCAACAAUGAAGGCCUGACUGCUAUUCACUGGCUGGCAGUGAAUGGGAGAACAGAGCUGCUUCAUGACUUGUUGCAGCAUGUGUCCAAUGUGGAUGUGGAGGAUGCUAUGGGUCAGACAGCCUUACAUGUGGCCUGUCAGAACGGACACAAGACUACAGUGUUGUGCCUUCUGGACAGUGGAGCAGACAUUAACAGGCCCAACGUCUCUGGAGCAACACCUCUCUACUUUGCUUGCAGCCAUGGCCAGAGGGACACAGCCCAAAUCCUGCUCCUCAGGGGUGCCAAAUACUUGCCAGACAAGAAUGGAAUCACGCCACUUGACCUUUGCGUGCAGGUGAGUAGCAUAUACAGUGUACACAGACACAGAUAUAGGUUUUUACACACAAUCUCAUCAUCCUCUGCCCCUAUUAAGGGUGGUUAUGGAGAGACAUGUGAGAUUCUGAUUCAGCAUCACGGGAGGCUUUUCCAGACCCUUAUUCAGAUGACUCAAAAUGAUGACAUAAAGGAGAACAUGCUCAGGCAGGUUCUUGAGCAUGUAUCUCAGCAAAGUGACUCCAGUUAUCAGAGAAUCCUCACCAGCCUGGCUGAGGUGGCCACCACCAAUGGACACAAGCUGCUCAGUUUGUCUAGUAAUUAUGAGGCCCAGAUGAAAAGCCUGCUGAGAAUCGUGCGGAUCUUCUGCCACGUGUUUCGCCUCGGUCCAUCAUCCCCUAACAAUGGGAUUGACAUGGGAUACAAUGGGAACAAAACCCCACGCAGUCAGGUCUUCAAGCCUCUGGAGCUGCUGUGGCACUCUCUGGAUGAGUGGCUGGUGCUCAUCUCCACAGAGCUGGACAGGAAGUGUGGAGACACCGCCUCCUCUUCUCCGGGUAGUGAAAUUGCCUCACUGCUUCUGAAGCAAAGGGAGACUGACCCCUCUGUUUCCACGGAAACCCCUGCCCUGCUGCCCCCCUCGCUGGACCCUGAGGUUGUCAUGAAGACGCCGGAGGCUUAUGUGGAUGGUCAGGAUGUCAUCUCUAUGACCGCCAAUCGUCUGAGUGCUGUAAUCCAAGCCUUCUACAUGUGCUGCUCAUGUCAGAUGCCACAGGGCAUGACGUCCCCUCGGUUCAUUGAGUUUGUGUGUAAACAUGAUGAGGUGCUCAAGUGUUUUGUCACCAGGAACCCCAAGAUCAUCUUUAACCACUUCCAUUUCCUGCUGGAGUGUCCUGAGCUCAUGUCUCGCUUCAUGCACAUUAUCAAAGGCCAGCCCUUUAAGGACAGGUGUGAGUGGUUCUACGAGCAUCUUCUAGCCGGGCAGCCUGACUCGGAUAUGGUCCAUCGGCCGGUUAAUGAGAACGACAUCCUACUGAUUCACAGAGAGUCUAUAUUCCGCAGCAGCUGUGAGGUUGUGUCCAAGUCUGCCAAUGAGAAGCUCAAGCAGGGCAUCGCUGUGCGUUUCCAUGGUGAAGAGGGAAUGGGUCAGGGGGUGGUUAGAGAGUGGUUUGACAUUCUCUCUAAUGAGAUCAUCAAUCCAGACUAUGCUCUUUUCACACAAUCAGCAGAUGGCACUACAUUUCAACCCAACAGUAACUCCUCUGUCAACCCAGACCAUCUGAACUAUUUCCGAUUUGCUGGUCAAAUCCUUGGACUGGCUUUGUAUCACCGCCAGCUGGUCAACAUUUACUUCACCCGCUCCUUCUAUAAGCACAUAUUGGGUAUCCCAGUGAAUUACCAGGACGUGUCCUCCAUUGAUCCAGAGUAUGCCAAGAACCUGCAGUGGAUACUGGACAAUGACAUCAGUGACCUGGGCCUGGAGCUCACUUUUUCUGUAGAGACAGAUGUGUUUGGAGCCAUGGAAGAGGUUCCUCUCAAGCCUGGAGGAACCAGCAUUCAGGUCACCCAAGAAAACAAGGCGGAGUACGUGCAGCUGGUAACAGAGUUGAGGAUGACUCGUGCCAUUCAGCCUCAGAUCAACGCUUUCCUGCAGGGCUUCCACACCUUCAUCCCUCCCUCACUCAUCCAGCUCUUUGAUGAGUACGAGCUGGAGCUGCUGCUGUCUGGCAUGCCGGAGAUUGAUGUGAUGGACUGGAAGAGAAACACAGAGUACACCAGUGGCUAUGAUACAGAGGAGCCAGUCAUCCAGUGGUUCUGGGAAGUAGUAGAGAGUCUCACUCAAGAGGAGAGGGUUCUUCUACUACAGUUUGUUACCGGAAGCUCCCGUGUUCCACACGGUGGAUUUGCUUUUCUCAUGGGGGGCAGCGGCCUACAGAAGUUUACCAUCGCUGCUGUGCCCUACACAUCCAACUUAUUGCCUACCUCUAGUACCUGUAUCAACAUGCUGAAACUCCCCGAAUACCCCAGCAAGGACGUCCUGCGCGACCGACUGCUCGUUGCACUGCAUUGUGGGAGUUAUGGUUACACUAUGGCAUGAUGCUGGCCCAUCUGUUUUUUGCUGUGACGCCUGUUACAUAGACACACACACAAACACACAUGCCCACACACGUGAGUGUGUGUUGACCUAACUUCAGGGAUAUCUUCACACUCCUCUGACUUACUCAAAAGCCUUCGUUUGACUAUAUGGCAUUAUUUUAGAUACGCAAAUACAAAAGACUAAGGGCAAACAUGAAAAGUGGAUUAAUACUUAACGCUAAAAAUCAGUGUGCCAGUGACUCCAAUCUCUACUGCCAGUGUUAUGUGUCAAAGGUUUCUUUACUUUACUAAGUUGUAUUCCAAGAUAUAUGCUGUGUUUUAUUUAUACAUGCUGUUUACUCUGCUGUGUUAGACCUGUAAGACAUGUUUGUGUGUGCGCACACGCUCAUAUAUUACAGUGUUACCGUUCUAAGAGAGUGCGAAACAUGGCUGGAAAUAAUGUAGUCAUUUUAGAACAAGGAGUAUGUCAGGCAGCAUGACAGUGCUGGUUUCUCGUAUACAUAUGUACCCUCUUCUCCUGUGCGCUGGCAACGAGCCUUGAAAAAUAAUCUAGAACCUCCCUACUUGUGUCAUGUCUGCUGUGCUAUAGCCUUUGUACUGUCAUUUGUUCAUAUCAUUCAAUAUGUAGGGUUUUUUUUCCCCAAUUGUCAUGUGAAACUGAGAGAACAAAUUGGAUCAAUGGUGCCAAAAACUCCUUGUGAAUGCAAGUCUACAGAUUCUGUUUUCUUGACAAGGUUUUUGUAAAAAAGGGACAAUGUCAUAUCAUUUUAUGAAUGUAGAAAUUGUGUCCUUUGUAGGACUUACAUUUUAAGUGAAUCCUGUCAUAUGUAAAUGUGGAUAUAGGUUUAUAUUUCUUAAAAUGGAUCGCUUUAAUUUGGUUGUAUAUUUUUUUUGUUCUCAUUGGUAAACAGACUGCUAAUUGUAUACAUAAUCUUUAAGGACCUUUGGGAAGAUGAUUUCAAAUAUUGAAGUAUGUAUUUUACUACUUUCAGAGUUUUAUUUCAUUGAUUGUGUGAGUGUAUGAGUGCUUCGGACAGUUAUACCCUGUAUAAGGGUAAUGGGUCACAGACGUGGGGCUGUUCAUACGGAAGUGUGCACUAAAUUGCAGUUGGGCUGCUGUCAGCUAAGCCUUUCAUGCCCGGCAAGCCUGCACUGGUAGAUGGUGUACUUAGCAUGUUAUAUACUGCAGGAAUCAAUCAUCAGAGCUGCCUUAUCGCUCUCAUGUAUCAUGCGUUGUAGUGUUCUGUUUAAGGUCAUGGUCAUGAAUGUUAUGAGUGACUAUUACAGCCCAAAGCUGGCUGCUGUUUCUCUCUCUAAGGACUGGCCAACUUGCCAAAAGCUGAAAAAUAGAACAAAUUAAUAAAUAAUAAAUAAAUGAGUAAAUAGUGACACAUUACAAUUUAAUGUGCCACUAUUUAAAUUUUUAAUAUAUAAAAAAUUUUACUUGAACUGAAAAUAGGAUAUAUGUAACACGCCCAUAUUUUUUUCUCCACAUUUAAAACAUUUUUCUCCAUUUUGUUUAUUUUCAAAAUUAUGAAAUUGGUUUUAAUAAACAGGCUUUAUUUUAA
Colossoma macropomum (tambaqui) is the source of this 4566-nucleotide messenger RNA. It is a transcript of the gene hace1, whose product is annotated as HECT domain and ankyrin repeat containing E3 ubiquitin protein ligase 1. Gene Ontology annotation, biological process: positive regulation of protein catabolic process; protein polyubiquitination; proteasome-mediated ubiquitin-dependent protein catabolic process. Bases 195 to 2999 code for a protein of 934 amino acids. NCBI's taxonomy places the organism in Eukaryota, Metazoa, Chordata, Actinopteri, Characiformes, Serrasalmidae. The transcript is spliced from 23 exons. The record is from RefSeq and is a predicted model, not a curated record. Gene Ontology annotation, cellular component: nucleus. Gene Ontology annotation, molecular function: ubiquitin-protein transferase activity; protein binding.